AUGGAAAGUGAAAAUGGUGACAAUUUGGCUAUGCUCAGUGGAUCAUGAGCAUUCCUUAAUAGUGAGAAUAUAAUGAAUGGAGAUAAAAAAUACGAGGAAAAUAAUUUUUCAUGAUCCUCCAAUAUUCGCAACAGAAAGUGGAAAAAUCCCUAGGAUAAUCAUCCAGCAAUUGUAAUCAACCAAACAGUUGCUGGGUCCCGAGAUUCUCUUUUGCAUUAUAGUGGCAUAUAAAAUCUUUUUAAAAAUACAGUAGAAUACAGCUGUAUGAGAAAGAGAAAAUGUGAUUGAGAUAUUUUUUAAAUUUAUUAGUUAAAAUAAAGUUAUUACUAGUACUAGGAUAAAAAAAAAAUACUGGUGAACCAGCUUUUUGUUUAUUUUUAAUUGAUAUUUUAGUUAAUUUUAUUUAUAAUAUUUCAUAUAAUUAAUUCAGUCUCGAUACAAAUCAAGUUCUAUUCGAUUGUGAGGGGAGUAACUAUGCUCCAGUCACCAGGCAGAAAGACGGUGAAAAAGAAAAAGUACACCACUGGAUUCUCUUCGCUUGAACGACACUUAUACCUCAAGAGGUGGAUACAUAAACCACGAUCAGUAAUUGACAAGACUUUCUUAGAUAGCACAAAUAUGGAUAAGGAUAAGUUGUUAGAUAAUAUUAAUUUACUUAAGUUACAUCGUGUUUAUGGACGAUAAACAGAGAAACGAUGGGCAGCUUAGUCAUCUGCGGUACGUAAAAACUUUGGUUGACCAAUUGAGAAGAGAUUUCCACCGGACUCGUAAUCGAGUUUCUACAUCGAUCUCCAGUUUCAAUGAAAUCCUAAAAGAUAUCAAACAAUAUGUUAUACGUUACUGUGAUAUGUGUCCCGACAAGCCGAAAAUCCAUCUUAGCGAUUGUUUUAUAAAAUAUCAUACAAAACAAAUAUAG
Molecule: messenger RNA, 916 nt
Organism: Heterotrigona itama
Lineage: Eukaryota; Metazoa; Arthropoda; Insecta; Hymenoptera; Apidae
Source: the annotation of a GenBank genome assembly